AAACCCCCACCAAAUAAUUCGUCAACAGUCAUGAUACGACCGCCAUUUAACAUGAUAAUGCGCAAGACAUGAGAGACGACCAUGGCAUUUGCAGCAAGGCUGGGUGCUCUCACCGGAGAGCUCGUUGAGGCUGCCACUAACUCAUCAGUUGAGACGAACCCUCGAUUCAAGGCCCAGCGCGACGCUGCUUUGCAAAGAUUAAAGUCGCAUCCAUAUCUGCGAACGAAUCAAUUCGAAGUCGAGCACCAACUGGACGGUCUAGAAGAGCGAUUCCGUGUCAAUGGCCGAGAUGCGCUCGCCGAUGCCCUUGUCGAGCGCCGGGAGCAGCUCCGACAAAUACACUCGAAUUUCCACCCUGAAGUUCUAUACCUGAUAUUAGAGCUCUCAGACCAACCGACAUAUUACUCAAAACUGAGCGACCUAGAUGCGCUGAAAACAGGACCAAGCGAUUCAGAGCUCGAACUGCGUUGGGAGGAUAUUGCGAAGGAAGAUGGAUGGGAAGACGACCCUGCGAUAUGGAAGACGAUAAAAUACACCGACAGUUCAGAUGAUGAGCUUUACGAAGAUGACUCCAAGAGUGAAUCGGAGGCCAGCACUGAUCCAUCUGAGGUCCCGCUUGGACGAACAGCCGAAGAUCUAAUUAUCAACCCCGAGGAUAUGACGAAACUGCACGAGAUUCGAGGAGCGCAAGGUUGGCGAACAGAAAAGCCCACAGACGCAUCUGGCCAUGCUCGCAAAGUGCCAGUAACUGAAUUUCAGAUCGUUCGAGAAGCCUUAUUCAUGUUACAAGGACUUGAUACGACACUCUUUGGACCCAAUGGCACGGUCAACCCAGCAUUUCAGAUGGCCCAUCUGAAAUGGGAUACUCACAAAGCUCUUCUGAGCUAUUUCUCCGAAGCAGGACGCCAAUUAGGUAUUCUCAGAGAUUUUGUCAGCAAGCCACAGCGAGCAUCGCAUAUUCAGGUUCUACAGGAUACUGUGGCCAAGCGACUUGAUGAUCUGGACAGAAAGUCAACAGGUAUAGAGUCACGGCUUGUUGCACCUGAGAACAACGUGGUCGUCAGCUUAUUAUCGGUUAAGGGAGAGUUGGCAACCUCGCUUGAACCGUUGUAUUCGCUUUCGAAUAUCAUCGCUCAGAUACAGAAUGUGCCGAAUCAAGGUACGUUUCGGUAUCUUGAGCUUCUCUUUGACGAUGCAAGCAUGGCGCAACUAUCCGGAAAGCUAGACGUUUAUGAGUUUCUGGCACGCAUUUUCGUCGAGUGCUUCAAUGUUUACCUUCGCCCUAUUCGCCUCUGGAUGGAAGAGGGCAAACUUAUUCCCGGUGACAAGAUCUUCUUCGUGUCACAGGCACCAAGCCAAGUAUCACCUAGCAAGAUCUGGCGCGAACAGUUUAGGCUGCGUAGGACGGCCGAUGGAAAACUACAUGCUCCUAACUUCCUCCAACCAGCAGCUGCCAAGAUUUUCAAUGCUGGCAAAAACAUCGUCAUCUUGAAGCGACUGGGCCGUUGGAUUUCUUCAGGCUCGGAGUGGACAAUUCAAGAACCUCCCCUACACUAUGAGACACUUUGUCCUCAAAGGCGGGAACUUGCACCCUUUUCGGAGCUUUUCGAUGCUGCAUUCGAUGCGUGGAUCCAGACUAAAUACAACACAUCCUCUACCACGUUGAGGAAUACACUAUUUGAAGAAUGUGGACUCUGGUCUGCUCUUGAAGCUAUGGAGCGGUUGUAUUUCAUGUCUGAUGGUGCCGCAACAGACGCAUGGACUAGCAGCCUCUUUGGAAAGCUAGAUGCGCUGGAUCCUAACUGGAACAACCGCUAUAGCCUGACGAGUGUAGCACAAGAGGCAUUCACAACCCUUGUCGACAUGACAAGGAUUUCCAUAUACAUCAGUCCCACAGGACUAAAGGUGCCACUUCUCAAAGCUCGCGACUCUGUCAAGGCGGUUCUCCCGAGUACAAAAGUCAACUAUCGAGUGGCAUGGCCGAUUCGCAUGAUUCUGUCUGAAGACAGCAACACCCAGUACGAUGCUAUAUUUACUCUUCUUUUGCAAUUGAAGCGAGCUCUGUAUGUUCUGCACAAGCGCAAGAUCCUCGAGAAUUACUGGAUCGAUCAUGAUAACUGGGACGAGCGUGCUCUUUAUUAUUCACUACGGAAUAACCUCCUGUGGUUCUGCACUACUCUCCAGACCUAUCUUGCGACGCUCGUCUUGGCACCUAACUGCGCUAAGAUGAGGCAGGACCUGCAAGACGCUCACGAUGUCGAUGCCAUGAUGAGAGUUCAUGCUGCAUUUUUGAAACAAGUUGUUGAUGAGGCAUGUCUCGGGAGUAGAUUAACACCAAUCAGAGAAUGCUUUCUCGAUAUGCUCGACCUGGCCAUCAGACUAGAGCAAGCGCAAACUGUCAACAUGACAAAGGAAACAGAGCGGAUGCAACAGUUUUCCCGUCUCUCGACCAGAAACCUUUCGCCCACACCCGGAACACCUGGAUUGAAGACCAAGUACGUCGAUAGUAGCGAUGAAGAGGACGAUGCGGAGAGGGAUGAAUCGAGGACUCUAAAGAUGGGCAAGCCGUUUAUGACUGUGCUCAAGGAGAUAAAAUCCGAUUAUGAUAGACACUUGCGGUUUGUUUGUGGCGGACUGCGCAGUGUAGCCAGAGCUACAAGUGAUGUUCAGUCGGCAAAGUGGGACAUCCUAGCUGAGAUGUUCCAAACAGGCUGCCGAGACGAAAGGCCAGGCUACGCUUAAGCCACGAUAUUGAGAUUGGAUAUGAAUAUAAUGAUACCCC
Molecule: messenger RNA, 2782 nt
Organism: Fusarium redolens
Lineage: Eukaryota; Fungi; Ascomycota; Sordariomycetes; Hypocreales; Nectriaceae
Product: Spc98 family-domain-containing protein
Exons: 2
Coding region: 82-2742 (886 amino acids)
Biological process (GO): microtubule nucleation; spindle assembly; mitotic cell cycle
Cellular component (GO): equatorial microtubule organizing center; centrosome; spindle pole
Molecular function (GO): gamma-tubulin binding; microtubule minus-end binding
Source: RefSeq, a predicted model, not a curated record